AGACCUUUAUCAAUUGAGUGUGUGUCACUGUAGAAUUCUCUGCUAUGGUGGGCCACAGCGGAUGAUGCUUUAGCACAAUGAAGGCGCUCACCACAGCAUUGCUUCUAGUCACCCUGCAGUGUUCCCAUGCCCUGACUCCCACCAACUGUGAUGCUUCUGAGCCUUUGGCUGAGAAAGCUCUAGACCUGAUCAAUAAAGGGCGGAGGAGUGGCUAUGCUUUCCAGCUGCUUCGGGUCUCUGACGCCCACUUGGACAGAGUGGGAACAGCCACCAUCUACUACUUAGUUUUAGAUGUGAUAGAAUCUGACUGUUGGGUCCUCUCCACAAAAGCCCAGGAUGACUGUCUUCCAGCUAGGUGGCCGUCUGAAAUAGUGAUUGGACAAUGUAAGGUAAUAGUCACAAGAUACUCAAAUGAGUCUCAAGAUCUUAUCGUGAAUGGCUAUAACUGCACCACAAGUUCUGUCUCUUCAGCACUUCGCAACACCAAAGAUAGUCCUGUACUCUUUGACUUCUUUGAGGAUUCUGAGCUCUACAGAAAGCAAGCCCAGGAAGCCCUUGACAAGUACAAAAGGGAGAAUGGUGACUUUGCCUCUUUCAGAGUGGAGAAGGCAGAACGGGUUAUAAGAGCGAGAGGAGGGGAAAGAACCAAUUACUACGUGGAAUUCUCGGUGAGGAACUGUUCCACACAGCAUUUCCCCAGAUACCCUCCGGUCUUUGGCUUCUGCAGAGCAGUUUUGUCCUACAGUAUAGAAGCCUCUGACUUGGAAACCCCAGAACACACUGACGUAAACUGUGAAGUCUUCAACAUUGAGGAUCAUAAAAACAGGAGUGACAUGAAACCCCGCUGGGGCCAUGAGCAUCCUCUUUGUGACAAACAUCUGUGUAAGCUCAGCAGGUCCAGGGAUCAUCAUCAUACCCAGAAGACAUAUGAACUCGGAUGUCCACCUCCACCAGAAGGAAAAGAUAACUCAGACAGACCACAAGUUCCACAACUGCCCCCUGAUCAUCCCCCUCCUUCUGGUACUAUCCAUAGACCCCCGCAUAAUCACAAUUGUAGUGAGCAUCCUUGCUAUGGACACCACCCUCAUGGACCACACCCCAAUGGACACCACCCCCAUGGUGACCACCCCCAUGGACAUCAUCCUCAUGGACACCGCCCCCAUGGUGACCACCCCCAUGGAUACCACCCUCAUGGUGACCACCCCUAUGGACACCAUCCUCAUGGAGACCACCCUCAUGAUGACCACCCUCAUGGUGACCACCCCCAUGGACACCAUCCUCAUGGACACCACCCUCAUGGACCACACCCCCAUGGACACCACCCUCAUGGUGACCACCCCCAUGGACAUCACCCCCACAGUCACCAUCCCCAUGGACAUGAUUUCCUUGACUAUGGACCUUGUGACCCACCCUCCAAUAACCAAGAACUCAAAGGUCAGUAUCAUCGGGGCUAUGGUCCACCACAUAGACACUCAAGAAAAAGAGGUCCAGGUAAAGGACUCUUUUCUUUCCACCGGCAAAUCGGAUAUGUCUACCGACUCCCUCCACUGAAUACAGGUGAAGUUCUCACUCUUCCUGAAGCCAAUUUCCCCAGCUUCUCAUUGCCAAAUUGCAACAGACCCCUACAACCAGAGAUUCAGCCCUUCCCUCAGAUGGCCUCGAAGUCAUGUCCAGGGAAAUUUGAGAGUAAGUUUCCACAAACUUCCAAGUUUUUUGGAUAUACACCUCCAAAAUAAAACCUGAUUCCUAGGUAGGGGAAAGAGGACAAUAUUAUGAAUAAAUAAAAUGUUAAGAAAUGAAAA
Molecule: messenger RNA, 1802 nt
Organism: Grammomys surdaster
Lineage: Eukaryota; Metazoa; Chordata; Mammalia; Rodentia; Muridae
Gene: Hrg
Product: histidine rich glycoprotein
Exons: 7
Coding region: 78-1736 (552 amino acids)
Biological process (GO): negative regulation of fibrinolysis; negative regulation of endopeptidase activity; heme transport
Cellular component (GO): extracellular region; blood microparticle; endolysosome
Molecular function (GO): cysteine-type endopeptidase inhibitor activity; serine-type endopeptidase inhibitor activity; zinc ion binding
Source: RefSeq, a predicted model, not a curated record